AUCACAUGCGUAUGAAAAGCAGCUAAACCCAUUCUGUUUAGUGAUGUACUUGCAAGAUCGAAAUAUUGCUCCUCAACGACUUACAAUCGACAACGUACAAACAUGGCGGUUUGUGUUACGGUCAUUGGGAAAGAAAAUUCUCCAAAGUACAUAUCAUGUCUAAAUCCAGAGCUGGACCUACAAUUUCAGUACAAAGUGCACACUUCCCUUGAUGUUGUUGAAGAGAAGUUAUCAUCUGUUGGUAAAACCAGUGGAGAUGUGAGAGAAUUGUAUCUUGGUUUGCUGUAUUCCACAGAGGAACACAAAAUAUUUGGUUAUGUAACUAAUACCAAAAUCAAAUUUAUUAUUGUUGUUGAAUCAUCUAAUACAUUACUUCGUGAUAAUGAAGUAAGAACGAUGUUUCGAAAGCUGCAUACUAUUUAUACUGAUGUUGUAUGUAAUCCCUUCCAUAUUCCUGGUGAUCCAAUUAUUUCCAAGAAUUUUGAUGCUACUGUGAAGAGUAUAAUGAGUGGAAAUGCAUGAAUUUGUAUAAAAGUGAAUACUGCAUGUGUAUUUAUGAUUUCUGAAGAGUAUUAUAAAUUUCAGGCAUAGAAACUGUUACUGUUUUGUAAAAUUGGAUUUCUAUGAUGUGAAAGCUGACAAUGAAAAAACGUACUAAUAUGAUACCACUAUAUUUACAGAAACAAACAAAAAUUAAUUUCAGUAUAUGUGAAGGUAUAAAAGUAAUUCUGAAAUCAUUUGUUGUAUAGUAAUAUCAGGGUAUUAUUCUUUGAUAAUUGUGUUCUUCAUUCCUACCAGAAAUAGUUAUAAAGUCACUCAAUCUGUGGUCCAGGAUAUUCUUUGAAAAGUUGAUUGUUACUUGGCUUGUCAAAGAAUAGCCCACUUUCUGUAUGGAACCCGAAGGUUCAUAACCGUGUUCACAGAAGCCUGCCACUGGAUUAUUUCCUGAGCUAGCUGCCUCUAUCUGUGUUCCUCCCUCAAAGUGAGAGAUCAAGUUUUGCACCCAUAGAGCACAAAUGAUAAAGUCAUGCUGUGAAAUAUAGUGUAAAGACUUGGUGAAUGAUGCUAUUCCAUUACUGAAAUUAAAAGGUCACAGGAAGAUGAAUGGUUCAACAGAAGAUCUAGCUUCUCAAAAUUUGAUAAUUAUAAAUAGGGUGGUGUUGAUAUACUGGAUGUAACACUGUGUACUAGUUUUAGAGAAAGAUACUGUAUUCAUAUUGGGGGGAUCUUAUAAUGGUCAGUUGGCCUGAUUAUAAGACAAACUUUAUAUCAAAACAAAUUUAAGCUCUAUUGUAAAUAAUAGCCAAGUCUGGCAUAUUUCAGCAAAUGGCCCCAAGACCAGUCAGUUAAUAAUUAUUAAUUUUAAAUAUGCUACCAGUAGUGUAUGUUUAGUAGUCACUAUUAUUUUUACUUUGUUAUACAAUUAUUAUAAUCAUCAUUUCAAAGUACAACACCAAUAAAUUACCUCUAUGUUAACAAAGAUGUCUUUUGGGUUAAUAAAGUCAUGUGGAUGCUAA
Molecule: messenger RNA, 1517 nt
Organism: Zootermopsis nevadensis
Lineage: Eukaryota; Metazoa; Arthropoda; Insecta; Blattodea; Termopsidae
Product: trafficking protein particle complex subunit 2-like protein
Biological process (GO): endoplasmic reticulum to Golgi vesicle-mediated transport
Cellular component (GO): TRAPP complex
Source: RefSeq, a predicted model, not a curated record